Molecule: messenger RNA, 1599 nt
Organism: Acytostelium subglobosum LB1
Lineage: Eukaryota; Evosea; Eumycetozoa; Acytosteliales; Acytosteliaceae
Exons: 1
Coding region: 1-1599 (532 amino acids)
Biological process (GO): protein localization to plasma membrane
Cellular component (GO): plasma membrane
Source: RefSeq, a predicted model, not a curated record
AUGUCUGAUAAUCCUAAACGUAUUAAAUGGUCCUCACCAGCUGAGGAUGAAGAACGAGCCAAUAAUAGAAAGUUGAUUAUUGGAUUGGCAAUUGGUGCAACUGUUGGUGUUGUGGCAUUGGCACUUAUAAUGCGUUAUAAGGUGGCAGCACCACAUCAGUACUUGGUAAAGACUGGUCUUGGUAUCACUGAUAUGGCCGUGUCCAAAAAGACCUUUAUGUGGCCAUUCCAAGAGUUGCGAUACAUCUGUAUGAAUCCACGCAACUACUCAUUCAAACUGCACAACAUGUCCAAGGAGAGUGUUGAGUUCCACCUGCCCGUCGUCUUUACCAUCGGCCCAACCGACCCCAACCGCGACCUCGAGGGCUUCAAGAGCUACACGCGUCUGCUCUCUGACAUCUCCUACGAGGACAUGGCCCACACGAUCAACGGUGUGAUCCAGGGUGAGACCCGUAUACUCUCUGCCAACAUGACCAUCGAAGAGAUGUUUGCCGAUCGCGACAAGUUCAGGAACUCUGUGCAGGACAAGAUCGGAGUGGACUUGGCUAAAUUUGGUCUUCAAAUCUACAAUGCCAACAUCGAAGAGAUGAGCGAUGCUCAGGGCAAUGAGUACUUCAAGUACCGUCGUCAACAGGCGUUGCAAGGCGCCGUCAAUCAGGCCCGUGUCGCAGUGGCCGAGGCCAAGAAGCUGGGUGACAUUGGAGAGAAUGAGCGCAAGGCCGAGUCGAGAAGACGUAUCGCAGAGGUGGAGGCUGAGACUGUCCUCGUGGAGAAUGAUCGUCGCAGGAUGAUUGCCGAGUCAGAGACGAAGCUAAAGUUGGCCCAGAUCGAUUUUGAAAAGUCCCAGCGCCAGUCACAGAUUGAGGCAACACUUGGAGUCGAUCAGAGACAGAUGGAGUUGCAGAAGGAGCUAGAGAUCAAGCGUCUGGACCAGCAAACUUCCCAGCACCGUGCCAAUCUCAUGUCCAAGACUGCGAUUGAUGUGGAGGCCAAGAUCCGAGAGGCUGAAGGUUAUGCUCAGGCCACUGUCAAGAGGGCAGAGGGUGAUGCCAUGGCCAAGAUCAAGGCUGCUGAGGGUACUGCGACGGCCAAUGUAAAGAUGGCCGAAGCCGAUGCCGCUGUCAAGAUCAAGUCUGCCGAGGGUGAGUCCGUUUCGAUCAAGCUGUUGGCCGAAGCUCAAUUGGAGAAGGAUCAAAAGACAGGUGCAGGUGCCAAGGCUCAACUGCUACAGGAGGCCGAUGGUCUAACACAGUUCAACAACAACCCUCUUGCUCCAUUCUACUUGGGUCUCAAGAGUGGACUGUACAAGGAGCUGGCUGAAGCCAAUGCCAAGGCAAUCAAUGGACUACAGCCAAAGAUCAAUAUAUGGAACACUGGAGCAGCUGAUGGUCAAUCCAACACAUUCUCACCAAUCCAGAACCUGUUCCAGACUCUCCCACCAAUGCUUGAUGUGAUCCAGCAGCAGACAGACAUCAAGCUACCAUUCAUCACCGCGACACCACCACAAACUCCAUCUCCGUCUAUGGCGACUGAUCAUAGUAACAUCAACCUAGGCAACAGCAGUAGUAGCAGCAACAACAACAAGACAAUCAAGAUAUAA